Acanthosepion pharaonis is the source of this 4833-nucleotide messenger RNA. NCBI's taxonomy places the organism in Eukaryota, Metazoa, Mollusca, Cephalopoda, Sepiida, Sepiidae. The record is from the annotation of a GenBank genome assembly.
AUGGAUGUUGAUCGUGACGAUCAGUGUUCUUCUUUGGUUCUUCUUUUUGAUCAGUGUGUUCUUCUUUGGUUGUUGAUCGUGACGAUCAGUGUUCUUCUUGUGUUGUUGAUCGUGACGAUCAGUGUUCUUCUUAUGGUUGUUGAUCGUGACUAUCAGUGUUCUUCUUGUGUUGUUGGUCGUGACGAUCGUGUUCUUCUUGUGGUUGUUGAUCGUGGCGAUCAGUGUUCUUCAUUGUUCUUCUUGUGGUUGUUGAUCGUGACGAUCAGUGUUUUCUUGUGGUUGCUGAUCGUGACUAUCAGUGUUCUUCUUGUAGUUGUUGAUCGUGACGAUCAGUGUUCUUCUUUGGUUUUGAUCGUGACGAUCAGUGUUCUUCUUGCGCUGUUCUUGUGGUUGUUGAUCGUGACGAUCGUGUUCUUCUUGUGGAUGUUGAUCGUGACGAUCAGUGUUCUUGUGGUUGUUGAUGUGACGAUCAGUGUUCUUCUUGUGGUUGCUGAUCGUGACGAUCAGUGUUCUUCUUGUGUGUUCUUCUUGUGGUUGUUGAUCGUGACGAUCAGUGUUCUUCUUGCGGUUGUUGAUCGUGACGAUCAGUGUUCUUCUUUGUGGUUGUUGAUCGUGACGAUCAGUGUUCUUCUUGUAGUUGUUGAUCGUGACGAUCAGUGUUCUUGGUUGUUGUUCAGUGUUCUUCUUGUGGUUGUUGAUCGUGACGAUCAGUGUUCUUCUUGCGUGUUCUUCUUGCGGUUGUUGAUCGUGACGAUCAGUGUUCUUCUUGUAGUUGUUGAUCGUGACGAUCAGUGUUCUUCUUUGUUGAUUGUGACGAUCGGUGUUCUUCUUGUAGUUGUUGAUUUGUUCUUCUUGUGGAUGUUGAUCGUGACGAUCAGUGUUCUUCUUGUGGUUGUUGAUCGUGACGAUCAGUGCUUCUUCUCGUGGUUGUUGAUCGUGACGAUCAGUGUUCUUCUUUUUGUUGAUCGUGACGAUCAGUGUUCUUCUUUGGUUGUUGAUCGUGACGAUCAGUGUUCUUCUUGUGGAUUUGUUGAUUGUGACUAUCGGUGUUCUUCUUGGUUGUUGAUCGUGACGAUCAGUGUUCUUCAUUUGUUGAUCGUGACGAUCAGUGUUCUUCUUGUAGUUGUUGAUCGUGACGAUCAGUUGUUGUUCGUGACGAUCAGUGUUCUUCUUGCGGUUGUUGAUCGUGACGAUCAGUUGGUUGAUCGUGACGAUCAGUGUUCUUCUUGUGGAUUGUUUUCUUGUGGUGAUCGUGACGUCAUUCUUCUUGUGGAUGUUGAUCGUGACGAUCAGUGUUCUUACUUGUGGUUGUUGAUCGUGACGAUCGGUGUUCUUCUUUUGUUGAUCAGUGUUCUUCAUGUAGUUGCUGAUGUGACCUCAGUGUUCUUCUUGCAGUUGUUGGUCGUGACGAUCAGUAUUCUUCUUGCGGUUGUUGAUCGUGACGAUCAGUGUUCUUCUUGUAGUUUGCAUGUAGUUGAUGAUCCUGUUCUUCUGAUCGUGACGGUUGUUGAUCGUGACGAUCAGUGUUCUUCUUAUGAAUUUGUUGAUCGUGACGUGAUCAGUGUUCUUCUUGUAGUUGUUGAUCGUGGCAGUGUUCUUGUAUUGUUGAUCGUGACGAUCAGUGUUCUUCUUGUGGAUGUUGAUCGUGACGAUCAGUGUUCUUCUUUGUUCUUCUUGUGGUUGUUGAUCGUGACGAUCAGUGUUCUUCUUGCGGUUGUUGAUCGUGACGAUCGAGUGUUCUUCUUGUGGUUGUUGAUCGUGACGAUCAGUGUUCUUCAUGUAGUUGUUGAUCGUGACAAUCGUGACGAUGUUCUUCUUGUGGUUGUUGAUCGUGACGAUGACUAUCAGUGUUCUUCUUGCGUUGUUGAUCGUGACGAUCAAUUGUUCUUCUUGUGGAUGUUGAUCGUGACGAUCAGUGUUCUUCUUGUAGAUUUGUUGAUCGUGACGAUCAGUGUUCUUCAUGUGGAUGUUGAUCGUGACGAUCAGUGUUCUUCUUUGUUCUUCUUGUUGUUGAUCGUGACGAUCAGUGUUCUUCUUGUGGUUGUUGAUCGUGACGAUCAGUGUUUCUUCUUGUUGUUGAUCGUGACGAUCAGUGUUCUUCUUGUGGUUGUUGAUCAUGACGAUCAGUGUUCUUCUUGUGUGUUCUUCUUGUGGUUGUUGAUCGUGACGAUCGAGUGUUCUUCUUGUAUGGUUGUUGAUCGUGACGAUCGUGUUCUUCUUGGGUUGUUGAUCGUGCGAUCGGUGUUCUUCUUGUGGUUGCUGAUCGUGACUAUCAGUGUUCUUCUUGCGGUUGUUGAUCGUGACGAUCAGUGUUCUUAUGUGUUGUUGAUCGUGACGAUCGUUGUUUUCUUCAGUGUUCUUCUUGUGGAUGUUGAUCGUGACGAUCAGUGUUCAUGUAGUUGGGUUCUUCUUGUGAUUGAUCGUGACGUUCAGUGUUCUUCUUUGGUGUUCUUGCUGAUCGUGACUAUUAUCAAUGGUGUUCUUCUUGCGGUUGGUCGUGAUGAUCAGUGUUCUUCUUUGUGGUUGUUGAUCGGCGUGGCGAUCAGUGUUCUUCUUGUGGUUGUCGGUCGUGACUAUCGGUGUUCUUCUUUGUUCUUCUUGUGGUUGUUGAUCGUGACGAUCAGUGUUCUUCUUGUGGAUGUUGAUCGUGACGAUCAGUGUUCUUCUUUGAUUUGUUUGAUCGUGACGAUCAGUGUUCUUCUCGUGACUGUUCUUCUUGUGGAUGUUGAUCGUGGCGUCAGUGUUCUUCAUGUAGUUGUUGAUCGUGACGAUAAGUGUUCUUCAUGGAUGUUGAUCAUGACGAUCAGUGUUCUUCUUGUGUUGUUGAUCGUGACGAUCAGUGUUCUUCUUGUGGAUGUUGAUCGUGACGAUCAGUGUUCUUCUUGUGGUUUGUUGAUCGUGACGAUCAGUGUUCUUCUCGUAGUGGUUGACUAUCGUUCUUAUGACCGAUCUUUGUUGAUCGUGGCGAUCAAGUGUUCUUCUUGUCAGUGUUCUUUGUUGAUCGUGACGAUCAGUGUUCUUCUUAUGGUUGUUGAUCGUGACGAUCAGUGUUCUUCUUGUGUAGUUGGUGAUCGUGACGAUCAGUGUUCUUCUUAUGUUCUUCAUGUAGUUGUUGAUCGUGACGAUCAGUGUUCUUCUCGUGACGAUUGGAUGUUGAUCGUGACGAUCAGUGUUCUUCUUGUGUUGUUGAUCGUGACGAUCGGUGUUCUUCUUGUAGUUGUUGAUCGUGACGAUCAGUGUUCUUCUUGUAAUUUGUUGAUCGUGACGAUCAAUGUUCUUCUUUUGUUGAUCGUGACGAUCAGUGUUCUUCUUGUGGAUGUUGAUCGUGAUCGGUGUUCUUCUUGUACGGUUGUUGAUCGUGACGAUCAAGUGUUCUUCUUGUGGAUGUCGAUGACGAUCAGUGUUCUUUCUUGUGAUUUGUUGAUCGUGACGAUCAAGUGUUCUUCUUGUGUUGUUCUUCGUGACGAUCAGUGUUGUUUGUUGAUCGUGACGAUCAGUGUUCUUCUUGUUGUUGUUGAUCGUGACGAUCAGUGUUCUUCUUGUAGUUGUUUGAUCUUGUUGAUCGUGACGAUCGGUGUUCUUCUUGUGGUUGUUGAUCGUGACGAUCAGUGUUCUUCUUUGGUUGUUGAUCGUGACGAUCAGUGUUCUUCUUCGGUUGUUGAUCGUGACGAUCAGUGUUCUUCUUUAGUUGUUGAUCGUGACGAUCAGUGUUCUUCUGUAGUUGUUGAUCGUGACUAUCAGUGUUCUUCAGUUGUUGAUCGUGACAAUCAAUUGUUCUUCUUAGUUGUUGAUCGUGACGAUCAGUGUUCUUCUUCUGUUGUGUUCUUCUUGGUUGUUGAUCGUGACGAUGGUGUUCUUCUUGUAGUUGUUGAUCGUGACGAUCAGUUGUUCUUCUUGUUAGUUGUUGUUAUCGUGACUAUCAGGGUUCUUCUUGCGAUUGUUGAUCGUGACGAUCAGUGUUAUUCUUGUGUGUUCUUCUUGUGGUUGUUGAUCGUGACGAUCAGUGUUCUUCAUGUGGUUGUUGAUCGUGACGAUCCGUGUUCUUCUGUGGUUGUUGAUCGUGACGAUCGGUGUUCUUCUUUAAUGGUUGUUGAUCGUGACUAUCGAAGUGUUCUUCUCGUAGUUGUUGAUCAUGACGAUCAGUGUUCUUCAUUGUUCUUCUUGUGGUUGUUGAUCGUGGCGAUCAGUGUUCUUCUUGUGGAUGUUGAUCGUGACUAUCGGUAUUCUUCUUGUGAUUUGUUGAUCGUGACGAUCAGUGUUCUUCUUGUGGUUGUUGAUCGUGACGAUCAGUGUUCUGAUCGUUGUGUGGUUGUUGAUCGUGAGUGUUCUUCGAUCAGUGUUCUUCUUGUGUUGUUGAUCGUGACGAUCAGUGUUCUUCUCUUGCGGUUGUUGAUCGUGACGAUCAGUGUUCUUCUUGUGGUUGUUGAUCGUGACGAUCGUGUUCUUCUUGUGGUUGUUGAUCGUGGCGAUCAUGUUCUUCUUGUGGUUGUUGAUCGUGACGAUCAGUGUUCUUCUUUGUACAUUGAUCGUGACGAUCAGUGUUCUUCUUAUUGUUCUUCUUGGUUGUUGAUCGUGACGAUCAGUGUUCUUCUGUGGUUGUUGAUCGGAUCAGUGACUUGGUUGUUGAUCGGUGAGUCAGUGUUCUUCUUGCAGUUGUUGAUCGUGACGAUCAGUGUUCUUCUUGUGGUUGUUGAUCGUGACGAUCAGUGUUCUUCAGUGUUCUUCUUGUGGUUGUUGAUCGUGACGAUCAGUGUUCUUCUUGUGGUUGUUGAUCGUGACGAUCAGUGUUCUUCUUGUGUAGUUGUUGAUCGUGACGAUCAGUGUUCUUCGUGA